This is a messenger RNA of Symbiodinium sp. CCMP2456, 2409 nucleotides long. Lineage: Eukaryota; Dinophyceae; Suessiales; Symbiodiniaceae. The record is from the annotation of a GenBank genome assembly.
AUGGCAGCGCCAAACAUGAAGAUGGGGCCAACCGAUUUGGCCAAGGCUUUGGAGAGUGACCCUACGGUGAAGAUGCCUCCAAGUGGAUUCAUCGACCGCAACGCCAUCGAUGUCAAUGAGGAUCUCCUGAAGCACGUGAUUUCGAAUCUGGGUGCGAGGGUCAGUGUGGAUGUUCUAGAAUCCCACUUGAUGAGUUUGUAUGAGAUGAUGCCUCAUAGGCCGCGAUCUGCUUCGAUACGUUCCAUUAUGGAAUAUGCUGGAAUCCCAGUGCCAGCAGCAAGCACCGCUGGCAGUGACAGUGGUGAUGAUGACUCAAUGGGUGAAGAACAUGAGGAAGAGGAGAUGGAAGAUGACCCACCCCUUGAGGAUGUGAGAGAGCUGGACCCUUCCAGCGCCGUAGUGCCUGCUGAGCCUGCAAUCCGUGUCAAGCAAGAGAUGGAGGUGGGUGAGGCGGAUAUCGUAUCGGUUGUCCCCCCUACAAAGAGGAUCAAGAAGGAAGCCCGAACCGAGACAGCUAGCAAGACCCCAAAGGCCAUCGAGGCUCCCAGCGAGAAAGGAAAGGCCCCCACUGAGACAGGAAAGAAGGCCCCCAGCGAGGCAGAAUCCAGCAGCGAGUCAGGAAAGGCCCCCCGCAGCGAGGCAGGAAAGGCCCCCACCAGCGAGUCAGGAAAGGCCCCCACCAGCGAGUCAGGAAAGGCCCCCCCCAGCGAGGCAGGAACGGGCCCCACCACCAAGUCAGGAAAGGGCCCCGCCAGCGAGUCAGGAAAGGGCCCCACCAGUGAGUCAGGAAAGGGCCCCACCAGCGAGUCAGGAAAGGGCCCCACCACGAAAAGAAAGGCCCGCACCGAGACCCCCACAAAAGCCAGAGAGGCCCCUGCCAAGACCAGAGAGGCCCCAACAACCGAGACCAGAGAGGCACCAGCAACCGAGACCAGAGAGGCCCCAACAACCGAGACCAGAGAGGCCGCAACAACCGAGACCAGAGAGGCCCCAACAACCGAGACCAGAGAGGCCGCAACAACCGAGACCAGAGAGGCCUUGCCUGUUCGCAAAAGGGUAAAGGACCCGCAAAUGCUGAAGCUGAAGCAUGUCCUUGAAGAUGGUGUCAAACGCAAGAAGUGCAAGCAUCCAGAAGCAGGUGUUCAUGAUGGUGCAGCGACUCCAACAUCGACUAUUUCCACGGCAGCCUCGACCUACGACGGAGGAAAUGCCCACGUGGUUCUCGCCUUGGACGAUGGCAACUACGAGUGCCAAGGCUGUGGCUUGAUGGGUGACCUUGCAACUAUCACUUCCGUGGAGUGUAAUGCCAGAAGACUAGCCAAGAUGAAAGAGCUUGAGAAGCUUCGGGAGCUGACUUUGGCAUUGCAGGAAAUGAAGCGACAGCGUCUUUAUGAAAGGGAGAUGGAUUUGGCUGGGCAGCCUGCGAAAGCCCCAACAGUCCCUUCGACUUCGAACCAAUGCACGGACAACUUGGAGACGCAGGUGUGGAUGGAGGAUUCCCAGCCUCCGUGGGACCCGGCAUGCAAAGCUUUGUCAUUCGAUCAUGCAGUGGCAGAUGCCCCUGAGUCCGAAUCGGAAAGCGCAGAGCCCCUUAUGCAUGUGGGAGCAUCCAAAGGUGUUUUGCGGCGGAGCGGGAGGGGGAUAGCCAAGCCCAAGAUUGAAAUUGACUUAGCCAAGCCAGAGGUUGCACCAGAAGCCACCAAGCCAAAGAUUGCAAGAGCAACCACAAAGCCAGAUCUCGAGAUUGCAACGAAAGCCACCAAGCCAGAGAUUGCAACAACAGCCACCAAGGCAAAGAUUGCAACAACAGCCACCGAGCCAAAGAUUGCAACAACAGCCACCGAGCCAAAGAUUGCAACAACAGCCACCGAGCCAGAGAUUGCAACAACAGCCAGGGGUUCCAAGAUCUCGAAAGCAAGCAAAGGGGAAUCCGCAAAGGGUCUCAAAGCCGAUGGAGCUGGCGAUGCACUCCCUGAAAAGCCCGCAUGUAUGGACAAGAUUCCUCCUUCUAUCAACCCCAAAGACCAGAAGCGCAGCAAGCAAGAGCCGGAUGAGGAGGAAGCAGCAGGAGAGGGGGAUGAUGUGGAUGGUGAUGCACUCACCGAAGCACCGGAGGAUGAGGAGAACGAUGCCCCAGAUGAUGAUGGCGAUGACGAUGACGACUGUGAUGAUGCUGACGGAUCCGAAGCCGAAGAGGAUGAAGAGGAGACUGCUUCGAAACCGAAGGUUAUGAAGCGACCAGCAGCUAAGGUCUUCUUGAUCGACAAUGGAGAAAUGGGCCUGUCGGGCUAUGUCACAGGGCACUGCUGCCUUGAUUGUUUCCAUGAACUCUGCAGAGUGAGCCUGGACUUGUGCAGUGUCAACAUGAUCCACAUAAUUUAUGGCUCAGCUGAUUCGGGAGUGGCUUGA